CUAGAAGUAGUAGAUAUAUGAAAAGGAUUUCCUUUUGCAGUUUUAUGUAACUUUCAGACCCAAAGGCAAGAUGAAUCUAAUAAUCUCUGUCAAAGUUUUUGCAUGACUUGAUGGCAGGACACGUGGCUGGGGUAACUGCCUCUGACUACAUGGAUAAUGGAUCUAGCCUCAUAUUACAUAAUGUUAUACGGUCACCUAUGAAUACAUUUAUUGGACCUAGUUGAAGUUCUAGUGUUCCAAUCAACUUGCCUUCUCCUGCAAGAGUGGCAUCCAUUAGCAACCAAUUUAACCUUCAGGAGCCAAACCACACUCUGGAUGAAAUGAAGUUUGGGAACCAGUGCAUUACAAGUUUCCAUCCCCAUUCCUUUCACAAGUAUCAUGAUAAUUUAGCCAAAAGCCUUCCAUCCAACUCCUCAAGCACCAUUCCGGACAUGUUUAGUAGUUUUGCUUCCCAAAUGACUGAUGGACUUGAUAAUAGGAGCAUUCAUGGAGCAUUCAUGGAGUGAGCACAAAUGGGCACCUGAUAGAACCUAAUGGAGGGGUUUUUGGAUCAUCUGGUAAUGGAAGCUGUUUGCUUCAUGGAAAUCAUUAUGCAUGGAACAACUCCAAUUCACAUCAGCAGCACCCUUCAAGUGCCAGGAUUUGGCCCGAUUCACCCUCCUUUGUCAAUAGUCUUCAGCAUAUGCUUGCAUUUCCUAGAGUACCUCCUGUUAUGCUGAAUGCAGCAUCACCUGUACACCACAACAUUGGGUCGGCACCACCAGUUAAUUCACCAAUAUGGGACAGGCGACAUGCCUAUGCUGGGGAAUCUCCUGACACCUCUGGUUUUCACUUGGGAUCUCUAGGGAGUGUUGGAUUUCCUGGUACUUCUCCAUCACACCCUGUGGAAAUUGCUUCUCACAACAUUUUCUCACGUGCUGGUGGAAACAAUGGUGUGGUACGCUCUCCUCAUCAAAUGUGUCACCUUUUCCCUGGAAGAAACCUUGUCGUAUCCAUGCCAGGUUCUUUUGAGUCUCCCAACGAAAGUGUGAGAAAUUUCUCACACCGUAGAAAUGAAUCAAAUUCUAAUAAUGCUGAUAAGAAACAAUAUGAACUUGACAUUGACCACAUCAUACGUGGGGAAGACAGCAGAACAAUGUCGAUGAUAAAGAAUAUUCUGAACAAGUAUACCUCACAGAUGGUUCUGGCUAGGAUAAAUGAGCACUGUCAAGGAACCUAUGAUUUCAUUUAUUUGCCAACUGACUUCAAGGCAUUUAAUGGCAAAAAAUGGGAAAAGUUCAACAGUGAAAAAGUGGCAUCGCUUACAUAUGCUAGGAUUCAAGGAAAAGCUGCUCUUAUUGCCCAUUUCCAGAACUCAAGCUUGAUGAACGAAGAUAGGCGAUGCUGUCCUAUUCUUUUUCAUACUGAUGGCCUGAACACUGGUGAUCAGGAGUCCUUUCCCAUGGGUACUAACAUUCGAUCAAAACCCAAAAAGCCUCGAACAACCAGCCCUGAGAAAAAUUGCCGAUGUAGCUCUUCAACUUCAGCUAAGGGGGAGGAACCUUCCAAUGGGGUAGACUCUUGGUCAGGUUAUCUUAUGGAUUCUGAUUGAGCUGUCUGCUUUACCAAGCACUAAUUGUGGAGUAGCAGUUUUGAUAACCCAAAUGUGUUUUGGAACUAUAGUUUCCUGGCCGUUUCAUCUGUUUCUAUGAAAAUUUUUGUAUGAAUGGUCGAUAUGAGCAUAGAGAACAGCUUAAAAAUGUUCUCGAGUUUAUGCAUGACUCCAAGGAUCCCUGCUGUUCUCAGUUUUGUAUACUGAUGUCUCCAACUUUAAUUUCCUUCUCUUUUGCUUAAGGAAGGAGAGAGAUGUGUCAUAAAGUAUUUUAGUAAUU
This is a messenger RNA of Rubroshorea leprosula, 1871 nucleotides long. Lineage: Eukaryota; Viridiplantae; Streptophyta; Magnoliopsida; Malvales; Dipterocarpaceae. The record is from the annotation of a GenBank genome assembly.